AUGGGUGCUAAGCUACAAGAGUUGAUAAUUGAGCUCCUGUCGGAUAUUGUCGGGGUCCUUAAGGGUAUCCUAGGUGGUAUAUUUACAAGGCCUACAGUAUGGUCUACUCCGGAUUCUUAUUGGGGCAAGACGAGGUUUAACUACUGUUCUAGGCGGCCUGUGGAAGCUGCUAGAACCAUGAAUGCUACUGCUGCUGCUGCUGCUGCUGCUGCUACUGCUGCUGCUGCUGCUGCUGCUACUGCUGCUACUGCUGCUCGCACGCGUGGAUAA
Perkinsus marinus ATCC 50983 is the source of this 270-nucleotide messenger RNA. RefSeq lists its product as hypothetical. Bases 1 to 270 code for a protein of 89 amino acids. The transcript has 3 exons. NCBI's taxonomy places the organism in Eukaryota, Perkinsozoa, Perkinsida, Perkinsidae. The record is from RefSeq and is a predicted model, not a curated record.